GCAAAGAUGAGCCACGGAGACCGUUACACCUCGUCAUCCUACCGGAAGAUUUUCGGGGAUUCUCCAAAGUUCCCCGUCUCGGCCUCUCGCAUGGGCAGCUCCUCUCCUCGGGGCUCCCCCGGGCUUCGGUCCAUGGCUGUGUCCCGCAACAGCGCGUCCUCCCUGAGCCUGUACCGACGGGUCGGCCGCUCCGCCUCCUACUCUCCGGUGCCCACCGACUCCCUCGACCUGACCCAGACCUCCGUGGUCAACAAUGAACUGAAAGUGAUAAGAACUAACGAGAAGGAGCAGCUGCAGGGUCUGAAUGAUCGCUUUGCCAUGUUCAUUGAUAAAGUCCGGCACCUGGAGCAACAGAAUAAGAUGUUAGAGAUGGAACUGGUGACGCUGCGGCAGAAGCAGGGCGAGCCCUCCCGUGUCGCUCAUCUCUACCAGCAGGAGCUGAGGGACCUGCGGUCUCAGGUGGAGGAGCUGAGCAGAGACAAGAACCGCAUCCUGAUCCAGAGGAACAAUAUGGAGGACGAGCUGCAGAAGCUCAGUGUGAAGUAUGAUGAGGAGGCGAGGGCACGCGAGGAAGCCGAGCAGACCUUGAGAUCCUUUAGGAAGGAUGUGGAUGACGCUACAGCCGUUCGCCUGGACCUGGAGCGCCGCGUGGAGUCGCUGAUGGACGAAAUCUCCUUCCUGAGGAAAGUGCACGAUGAGGAGAUCCAGGAGCUGAGCAGCAUGAUGGAGGAGCAGCAGGUUUCCGUGGAGCUUGAGCUUGCCAAGCCGGACCUCACCUCGGCUUUGAAGGAGAUCCGCAACCAGUACGAGUCCAUCGCCUCCAAAAACCUGCAGUCGGCCGAGGAGUGGUACAAGAGCAAAUUUGCCAGCCUCAGCGAGCAAGCCACCAGGAGCAACGAGGCCAUGAGGGCCAGCAGGGAGGAGAUCAGUGAGUUCAGGAGGCAGCUGCAGUCCAAGACCAUUGAGAUAGAGACCCUGAGGGGCGCCAACGAGUCUCUGGAGAGGCAGAUCGCAGAGAUGGAGGACGGACACAAUGCUGAAGUAGCAGCCCUGCAGGACACUAUUGGCCACCUGGAUACCGAGCUGAGGAACCUGAAGGGUGAGAUGGCUCAACACCUGAGAGAGUAUCAAGACCUGCUCAACGUCAAGAUGGCCCUGGACAUUGAGAUAGCCGCCUACAGGAAACUGCUGGAGGGCGAGGAGACUCACUUUAACUCAGGGAUGUCGUUCAGUGCUGGUGCCUCCAGCAUCAGCUACCAGACUCGAGCCUCCCCCGGCUCCUCCAGGAGCAGCAAGAGGGAGAAAGAUGGGGCCACGAAGGAAAGCUUCAAGGAGAGCGGUGAGGACAAAGACGAGGCAGACAUCAACUCCAACAACUGAAGGAAGACAGGCAGGGAAAUCCGGAGACCAUAUAUUGAGUUUAUAGUCACAUACUGUGUUUGAGGGAAACUCCAAGAGUAUAUUUUAA
Molecule: messenger RNA, 1468 nt
Organism: Plectropomus leopardus (leopard coralgrouper)
Lineage: Eukaryota; Metazoa; Chordata; Actinopteri; Perciformes; Serranidae
Gene: inaa
Product: internexin neuronal intermediate filament protein, alpha a
Biological process (GO): intermediate filament organization
Cellular component (GO): cytoplasm; intermediate filament; postsynaptic intermediate filament cytoskeleton
Molecular function (GO): structural constituent of postsynaptic intermediate filament cytoskeleton
Source: RefSeq, a predicted model, not a curated record